Messenger RNA from Lentinula edodes (shiitake mushroom), 1562 nucleotides. RefSeq lists its product as uncharacterized. The transcript has 12 exons. Gene Ontology annotation, biological process: chromatin remodeling. Bases 54 to 1406 code for a protein of 450 amino acids. The record is from RefSeq and is a predicted model, not a curated record. Gene Ontology annotation, molecular function: histone methyltransferase activity; protein binding. NCBI's taxonomy places the organism in Eukaryota, Fungi, Basidiomycota, Agaricomycetes, Agaricales, Omphalotaceae.
GUUCUACGUGCGCUAUGUAAACAGCUUGUCGUUCAAACUUAGCAGUACACGCAAUGGUGGUUGAGGCUGCUCGCCGUUUGCAUGAACAACAUGGUUUUUCCUACUCUCAAAUUGACGACACGGGGGUGCUUCCCCUCUCUCUUACUGCGGGAGAAGAUGGUGUUCUCCGUACCGUUCGCUAUCAGGGCUCCUCUGACUGGGCAGGUGCCGAAUCUCAUCCGGUGCCCGCUGUACCACUCCAGGCCGAAUUCAAAGAACUUGUCUCCCAAUUUUGCAAUUCUGCAAGUUGUAUGAUGGGGUUCUGUGAUCAACACGUCAAUUGGUUUCCCAUGCCCCCGCCUCGACCCGUCUCACCCCGCAUGCAAAGCAGUGAUCUUUUCUCUGACAUAAUUUCACCUUGCGGAGACGAUUGCUUUAUCUUGCGAGUCCCCGGUAACAUUCCAGCUAUCGAGACUGAAUGGACCCCAAAGGAGGUAGACACAUUCAACAUGAUUUUAGAUUACUCCCCGGAUUCUUCGCCAUGCGACCUUGCCACGAUCUGCAGGAAACCGUGUUUCGAGAUUUUCAAACGGCGAAGGAGAACGCUACCUGAUGAUAACAUCAAAAGAAGGCCUGCAGAAAACAGUUUAAAACGUCCUCCUCGCUUGAAGCACACGAUGUUCAAUGAUUUGAACUCUGCACAAUUCAAGCCGAAUGCUCCAUGUCACCACAAAGGCCCAUGCAAUGUCACCUCCAAUUGCGCAUGUUUCCGAAAUAAAGCUCAUUGCGAGAGGAGCUGUCGUUGCGAUUCCAAAUUAUGUACGACACCCCUCAGAUCAUUCCCGAUAUACUCAAGGCUUGAGUACAUUCAGGUCGACGUCGAUGGUCAGGCUGCAAUUGCGUUAGGACAAAAACAAGACGUCCCUGCGGUACGGAACGUUGUGCGUGCUUCAAAGCUCAUCGAGAAUGCGACCCGGAGCUUUGUGGAAAGUGUGAAGCAAGAUCAAUACCGUUGUGAAGGAUGCUCAAACAUUUCUAUUCAGCGACAGCUUUGGAAGUCCACGGAAGUAAAGCCCGGAAGUUGGGGUGUCGGUCUAUUCCUACUAGAGUCCGCUGACCCAGGCGAGCUCAUCACCGAAUAUGUGGGCGAACUGGUAUAUGAGCUCACCACUGAGUCUCGGGACGACGUGUCAAUGCAUCGUCAACGAAACUACUUAUUUAACUUGAAUGCCACCUUUGCGCUAGACAGUGAAUUCAUCGGAAACGAAUCUCGGUAUAUAAACCAUUCGGAAGAUACACCUAAUUGCAGAGCGCAAGUUAUGAUGGUCAAUGGGGACCAUCGGAUUGGCAUAUACGCUCAAACUCACAUCGAAGCGGGCGCUGAAUUAUUUUUGAACUAUGGGCCUGAAUUUUUCAAGGCGACCUAGGCAUUUGCGUUGAGUAUCAUGCUAUCGUGGCACCAUUCACGGUAGAGCCCUAAUGAUAAAGCCCCAAUGAUAAAGUGGCUGAAACGACUGCUACGCCAUGAGAGCUAUAUGCUUCAACUCACUGGAAAGAGACGUUAAUUGAUGAAAUAAAAAAAU